Molecule: messenger RNA, 1257 nt
Organism: Parastagonospora nodorum SN15
Lineage: Eukaryota; Fungi; Ascomycota; Dothideomycetes; Pleosporales; Phaeosphaeriaceae
Exons: 3
Coding region: 1-1257 (418 amino acids)
Biological process (GO): N-acetylglucosamine catabolic process
Molecular function (GO): N-acetylglucosamine-6-phosphate deacetylase activity
Source: RefSeq, a predicted model, not a curated record
AUGCCAUCCGUCGUAGCAAUGCACGGUGCGUCGGGCAUAAUCAAAUUCACAAAUUGUCUGUUGGUCAAGGGCGACAGUCUACUUAGCCAGGAUCUGUGGGUGAGCUCCUCAAGUGGAAAGAUUUUGAAUGGACAAGAGAUAUUGUAUGAGCAUCGGACUGCACCAGAAAAGAUUGUUGAUCUUGGCGGUCGGAUUCUAUCGCCAGGCCUGAUUGACACGCAACUGAACGGCGCCUAUGGCUUUGACUUUUCCGUUAUACCGGCAGAGGGAGCCGCAGCAUAUGGCAAGGGUGUUCUGCGAGUCAAUCGAAGAUUGUUAGCGACAGGCGUCACAUCGUACCUGCCAACUUUGACUUCACAGCGACCCGAGGUUUACCAAAAAGCUCUACCGUACUUGGGUCCUUCGGGAGCUGCACGUGAUGCUUCCCACGGUUCAGAGUCGCUCGGCGCACAUUGCGAAGGCCCGUUUCUCAACCCCACGAAGAACGGUAUUCACAAUACAAAUGUUCUCCAGGAGCCUGCCAACGGCAUAUCUGACCUUGUCGAAUGCUAUGGCGCCGACAACCUUGGUCCUACUCCGAACAUUAAACUCGUGACGCUUGCACCCGAGCUCACAGGUGCAUUGUCGUCCAUACGAGUGCUUUCUGACCGCGGCAUACGUGUGUCGAUGGGGCACUCCGAAGCCUCCUACGAAGAAGCCGAAGCGGGUAUAAAGGCAGGUGCUAGCAUGAUCACUCAUCUAUUCAACGCCAUGCGCCCUUUGCAUCAUCGUAACCCUGGGAUUUUCGGCCUUUUAGGCACAGCGCCAUCCACGAAUUGUAAACCAUACUUCGGUAUCAUAGCAGAUGGUAUCCACCUUCAUCCCACAUCCAUCAAAAUUGCUUGGAACGCCCAUCCGGAGGGGUUGGUAUUAGUCACAGACGCUAUGCGUCUUGCCGGUAUGCCGGACGGGACAUAUGACUGGACGAAUGGUUCGCGCAUCAUCAAGCAAGGGGCGCUGCUUACUCUCGAAGAGAAUGGGAAGAUUGCGGGCAGCAGUAUCCAGCUUGUGGACUGUGUUACGAACUUUCUGAAUUGGACGGGCGCAACUGUACCCGAAGCGUUGAAAGCUGUAACAACAACACCGGCGAAGAUGCUUGGCUUGGAAGGCACCAAAGUAGUAUUGGACUUGCAAAAGGCUGCAAAUGGGGAAGGCAAACUGGUCGUCGAUGAGGUAUGGAAGUUUGGAUGCAAGGUAUUUGAUCGCAUUGAAAUCUAA